Solanum stenotomum is the source of this 850-nucleotide messenger RNA. RefSeq lists its product as uncharacterized. The coding region runs from base 98 to 676 and encodes 192 amino acids. The record is from RefSeq and is a predicted model, not a curated record. Gene Ontology annotation, molecular function: protein binding. The transcript has 2 exons. NCBI's taxonomy places the organism in Eukaryota, Viridiplantae, Streptophyta, Magnoliopsida, Solanales, Solanaceae.
AAAUCGCUCGAAAUUUCAGCUUUCUCUAGAAGCUUCUUUUCAUUCUUCCCAGCACAAUUUCCGCUUUCAAUUAUUCUCUUCGCACUGAAUUCGGACCAUGAGUCACUCUACACAAAUCGUCAAAUUCCUCUACAGUUACGGCGGUAGAAUCCUUCCUCGUCCCUCCGACGGCACGCUCCGUUACAUCGGUGGCUUUACUAGAGUCCUCUCCGUUGAUCGAUCUAUUUCAUUUGCAGAGUUGAUGGUGAAGUUUGGAGAAUUGUGUGGAUCGUCUAUGCGUUUAAAAUGUAAGCUGCCGACUGAGGAUUUGGAUGUUUUGGUAUCGAUAACCUGUGACGAGGACCUGGCGAAUGUGAUUGAAGAGUACGAUCGAGUUUCAGCAAUGACGAAUACAGAGACUAAGAUUAAGGCGUUAUUAUCUCCAAUCAAUUUGCCGAAAAAGAAAUCUCGUCCGUCUUCGCCAAUGUCUUGCUUCGAUUUCCCGGCAUCGAACUUGAAGCAUGGAAAACUCGGCCGGUUCAAUUCGCCUCCGGCGUAUGCGGCGCGUAGAUUGUUCUCACCAGGUGUGGGUUAUCCGAUCGGGAGACGGACAGAUCGCGAGGAGCUUUACUAUCCUUACUGUGGACACGGAGGAGUUAGGCUUUUGUAUAACGUUGUUCCUAUCCAUUGCCAAUAGAAAAAAGAUAUCCGAGAGAUAACAGUAUUGCAGGAGAGUUGUUUACAUGGAUGAAACGAAUCUCCUCCCCAUAAAGAAGGGACAGAUAAAGAAAAUAUUUAUCACAUCAAAUAGCCAAAAAAAGAUUCAAUAUAAUAUUUUGGUGCCUGAAUCAAAUUGUAUAUUGCUUGAGAU